AUGUCUGGGUCAGGAGACUUGUACUCAGAGCGUGUCACCAACACUACCAAUCAAACAGAGAGAGAUUGCUCACAGUUUGGCCACGAGAAAGAGCUGGCCACCGUGGCAAUCGUGUGCUCUGCCAUCUCCCUGGUGGCCUCCCUAAUGGUCCUUGCCCUGGUGUGCGGGCUAAAGAAGUGCCACGUCCUCUCGCAGCGGCUCAUUCUCUACCUCGCGGUUGCCGCAAUCAUCAAGUCCCUCUCCUGGGGGCAGGUCCUGGUCCAUUUCAACCAGUUGCCAGUCAGCGGCCCACCUGCACAGUUCUGCACUGUAGCAGGAUACUUCCAGACUGUGGCCGGAUGGUUUGAGGCAAUGGCUGUCGCUUGCCUCUCAACCAACCUCCUCCUGAACAUGGUACUCACAAAAUCGCAAAAGUGGCUGGAGUUGGUUUACGUCGUCCUGAUAUUCAUCCUCCCGUUCACGCUCAUGUGGAUACCGUUUGUCACGAGAGCCUACGGACAGAUUGGUUUCUACUGUUGGAUCAGAGCCAAGACUGGCGACGGCUGUAGGCCGUUUCCAUUAGGAAUUGGUCUUCAGUUCCUCCUGUGGUACGUCCCACUGGCCGUGGCACUGGUCCACCUCCUGGCCCUCUACUGCCGAGUCAUGUGGAUCACCUCCAAACAGAGGAAACGGUGGGACGGAAACAGUAACCCGACAACCCUCAGGAACAAGCUAAAGACGAAAGACGUACGGAAGCUCAUCUGGUACCCUCUAGUCUACUUCCUGCUCUACCUGGUCCCUCUGGCCGCCCACCUCUCCCUGGUUCUCUUCACAAGAACCGUCUACUCCCUCUGGUUCGCGUCGGCCAUAACCCAGCCUCUCCAGGGAGGAUUCGCCGCCGUGGCAUUUGCACUAGACACGCAGACGGUGCGCCGGCUCCGGAGACAGAACCUCAAGGCCACAGUUCAAGGAAUGACUCAUUCGGUGGUCGUGGAGGACUACCCGACACAUCACGCACUGGAGGAUCAGACGUAUGAGCAGUCACAGCGCUCCUCUUCCACCUCCUGUUCCUCUGAGGAGGAGGAGGAAGAGGAAGACGGUGGACCCAGGGCCAGGAGAGGCAGAUACACCGAGUACUCUUUGUAA
Messenger RNA from Geodia barretti, 1125 nucleotides. NCBI's taxonomy places the organism in Eukaryota, Metazoa, Porifera, Demospongiae, Tetractinellida, Geodiidae. The record is from the annotation of a GenBank genome assembly.